AUGGCGCAAACGUGGGAUCAGAAUGAGCUACGAGCUCGCUUCUGCCAUGCUCUUUCAGAAAUGUACAAGACUGAGGUCCCCUUAUACGGCGACUUGGUCGACGUGGUGUUUGAAGCAGAUACAAAGGCAGUACGCGACAGUCAAGAGGGAGGCUCAAAGGUCAUCAACCCAGAUGAUGUUUUACCCUCUCGACACCGAGUUGAGCGACACGGAGCCAUCCGACUGGGAACAGCACACGAGCUGAGUACGAUACGGCGCAUGUUUGCCGUGAUGGGAAUGUACCCGGUGGGUUAUUAUGAUCUAAGUCUUGCUGGCUUCCCAAUGCAUGCUACUGCUUUCCGACCGAACACUCAAGACGCCCUCUCUCAACAUCCUUUCCGUGUUUUCACGACCGUCUUGCGGGUGGAGUUGUUGACGGAAAAGACGCGGGAGUUGGCUCAACGGGCGUUGGAACGAAGAGACAUUUUCACUCCGAGACUUCUUGAGAUUUUGGAUGUGGUUGAUAAGAAUGGAACGUUGACACCAGAAGAAUGUGCCGAAUUUAUCAAGAAUGGAUUGGAGACGUUCCGGUGGCAUUCGAAAGCGACGGUCACUCUCGAUGAGUACAUGCUGCUCAAGGCUGAACAUCCAUUGAUCGCCGAUGUCGUCUCCUUCCCCAGUUCACACAUCAACCAUCUCACUCCGCGGACAAUCGAUAUCGAUUUGGUUCAGCAGCUGAUGUUGGACCAUGGCAUGCCCGCCAAAGAGCGUAUCGAAGGUCCACCGAAACGACAGUGUCCGAUUCUUCUGCGACAGACAAGUUUCAAAGCCUUGGAAGAAACAGUUUUCUUCCAAGACACAUCCGACACGUUUGUAAAAGGAUCUCAUACCGCCCGAUUUGGGGAGGUGGAACAACGCGGCUACGCAUUGACCCGCAAGGGACGACAGCUCUACGAUCAGAUCUUGGACCGAGUGAAUGCAGAGGCCGAAAAGUUGAAGCUCAAGGGCAAUGACUAUGAGCAACUUCUGCAAGACCACUUCAAAGUCUUCCCGGAUACCUUGUCAGAGCUACGCGAGCAGAACUUGGCAUACUUCUGCUAUCAGUUGACAUCGGCCGGUGAGAAGGUGGCAAGGGAUGACAUGUCUAUCUCUGAGCUUGGAACUACCGUGGUCCAUCUCCAAACUCUAUUGGACAAGAACAUUCUAAAAUACGAACCCUUGACCUAUGAGGACUUCUUGCCGUUGUCGGCAGGUGGUAUUUUCAACUCCAACCUGGGCAACGUCUCUCAGUCUAAGCAGCUCAUUAUGAGCGCAGAGCCUGAUCUUGAUGGAUUCCAGCGCUCGUUGGGGACUCUCAUUGCAGAUGAAUUCCAUCUCUAUGCUCAGAUGCAGCAGGAGUCACUCCUGCAUUGCAAGCAGCAUUUGGGAUUGGAGGAUAUCGUCGUGUAG
Messenger RNA from Penicillium cinerascens, 1428 nucleotides. RefSeq names its product VOC family protein. The transcript has a single exon. The coding region runs from base 1 to 1428 and encodes 475 amino acids. The record is from RefSeq and is a predicted model, not a curated record. Lineage: Eukaryota; Fungi; Ascomycota; Eurotiomycetes; Eurotiales; Aspergillaceae. Gene Ontology annotation, molecular function: oxidoreductase activity.